Molecule: messenger RNA, 3672 nt
Organism: Naumovozyma dairenensis CBS 421
Lineage: Eukaryota; Fungi; Ascomycota; Saccharomycetes; Saccharomycetales; Saccharomycetaceae
Gene: PMC1
Product: calcium-transporting ATPase PMC1
Exons: 1
Coding region: 1-3672 (1223 amino acids)
Biological process (GO): intracellular calcium ion homeostasis; calcium ion transmembrane transport
Cellular component (GO): intracellular membrane-bounded organelle; membrane
Molecular function (GO): ATP binding; ATP hydrolysis activity; P-type calcium transporter activity
Source: RefSeq, a predicted model, not a curated record
AUGUCAAGCAGAAAUUAUCUGACAGUUCCAGGACAGGAUUCCCAAGAUGCCGAUUCAGAUGAACAAGCAUCAGCACAGGACUACUUACUAGAUAACGAUAGUCUCUCACAAGAACGAGAACAAGAACAAGAAGCUGAAGCCCAAGAUACUGAAGAUGAGUAUCCGUUAACUACCAAACAACUCUCAGAAUUACAUGACCCUAAAUCCAUGAGAUCGUAUAUUUCAUUAUUUCAAAAUGAUAAACUGAACAUCUUUAAAUAUUUAAAUACAUCAUUACAAACAGGGAUCAAGACACCAACGAGGAAUAAUUCUAAUAUUAAAUGGAAUUAUUCAAAUACGAAAAGAUAUAAAUUGUAUUCAGAUAAUAGAAUCCCUGAAAGAAUACCAAAAACAUUCUUACAAUUGGUUUGGGAAGCAUUCAAUGACAAGACAAUGCUAUUAUUGACUGGUGCGGCGAUCGUAUCAUUCACUUUGGGGCUUUAUGAAGCAUUAGGACAACCACCAGAAUAUGAUCCUGAAGGUAAUAAGAUUAAGAAAGUGGAUUGGAUUGAAGGUGUAGCAAUUAUGAUUGCUGUAGUUGUUGUGGUCCUUGUUGGGGCUGUAAAUGAUUAUCAAAAGGAAUUACAAUUCGCUAAAUUGAAUAAAAAGAAGGAAAAUAGGAAAGUUAUCGUGGUACGAAAUGCUCAAGAAGAAAUGGUAUCCAUUCAUGAUUUAUUAGUUGGAGAUAUCAUUAAAUUACAAACCGGGGACGUCAUUCCAGCUGAUUCCGUAUUAGUAAGAGGUGAAUGUGAAAUUGAUGAAUCUUCUGUAACUGGGGAAUCUGAUACGAUUAAAAAAGUGAGACUAUCUUCAGCAUUGAGGAAAUUUGCAUCUAUUAAUGAGACUAACAAAAAGAAUAAUAAUAAUAAUAAUAAUAAUGGCAGCUUGCAUGAAUUGGAUAUCGGUUCUGUAACUCCAGAAGGUGUUCAUCUUCCUGACUGUAUGUUAAUCUCUGGCUCUAAAAUUUUAUCUGGAUUGGGGACUGCAGUAGUAACAGCAGUAGGUGUAAAUUCCAUUCAUGGAAGAACAAUGAUGUCCUUAAAAGUAGAAACUGAAGAAACUCCUUUACAAGAAAGAUUAAGUCAAUUGGCUGAUAGUAUUUCAGUUUAUGGUUGUGUGGCAGCUAUUAUUCUGUUUUUAGUCCUUUUUGUUCGGUUCUUAUUUUACGUGUUUGCACCAAAUGGUAGAUUCCAUGAUUUGGAUCCUGCACAAAAGGGUAAUAAAUUUAUGAAUAUAUUCAUUACUGCUGUUACUAUCAUUGUUGUGGCAGUACCGGAGGGGUUACCAUUGGCGGUCACUCUAGCGUUGGCAUUUGCUACCACAAGGAUGACAAAAGAUGGUAAUUUGGUUAGAAAUUUAAGAGCUUGUGAAACUAUGGGAUCUGCUACUGCAGUAUGUUCAGAUAAAACAGGUACACUAACAGAAAAUAGAAUGUCUAUCGUUAAAGGAUUUAUUGGUGAAGACCAAUUUGAUGAAACCAUGAAUAAUCGCGAAAAUUUACCACAUUCAAAAGAUAUGUUCAAUGAAAAAUGUACAGAAGAUUUACAAAAGGAUUUACUGUCCAAUAUCGUAUUAAAUUCCACAGCUUUUGAAAAUAAUAAAUAUGUCCAUCCUGAUAUUGAAAGAGAAUCUGGUAUAUCGUUAGAUUCAAUUAAUGAAUCAAAUAAUCAACAAACUUCCUCUCCAAGUAAAUGGAACAUACUAAGUUGGUUCCGUUCAGGUCAUUGUAAGAAAGCUAAUAAUGAUAAGGACGACGAUGAUGAUGAUGACUUGAUGAAACAUGCAAUGGAAGGUAGACAAGAGCCAUAUAUUGGUUCCAAGACUGAAACUGCAUUAUUAGCAAUGGCUAAACGGUCGUUAAAUCUAAAAUUUGGUUCAUUACAGGAUUUACGUGAUGAUCCAGAAGAAAGAUUUGGAGUUGAUGAAAUUAUACAAGUUAUACCGUUUGAAAGUUCAAGAAAAUGGGGUGGUAUCGUAGUAAAAUACAAGGCUUCUGGUUUAAUUAGAUUCUUCAUUAAAGGUGCCGCAGAAAUUGUUUCUAAUUGUUGUCAUUCAAAGAGAAAUUCUGAUGAUUGUUUAAUAUUAAUUGACGAAAAAGUAUCUGAUGUUAUUAAUAAGAACAUCAAAUCACUAGCUAGCAAUGCAUUAAGAGCAAUUUCAUUAGGUCACCGAGAUUUCAAAGAUUGCUCUGAAUGGCCUCCUAAAGAAGUUCAAGAUGAUGAAAACUCAAACAGGGCAAACCCAGAAAAAUUGUUAUCGUUAAAAGUUAAUAAUAAAAAUAGUGAUGAUGGGUUAAUCCUUGAUGGUAUUGUUGGAAUUCAAGACCCAUUACGUGAAGGUGUUAAAAACUCAGUACAACAAUGUCAAAAAGCAGGUGUUAUUGUUCGUAUGGUUACUGGUGAUAAUGUACUCACAGCAAGAGCUAUUGCAAGAAAUUGUAACAUUUUGUCAGAAGAAGCUUACAAUGAUCCUGAUUCUGCUAUGGAAGGUCCAAAAUUCCGUAAAUUGACCAAAGAUGAACGUAUUAAAUUAUUACCUAAAUUGAGAGUUCUUGCUAGGUCAUCUCCAGAAGAUAAAAGAGUUCUAGUGGAGACAUUGAAGGGAAUGGGUGAAGUAGUUGCGGUAACUGGUGACGGUACUAAUGAUGCUCCUGCUUUGAAGUUAGCUGACGUUGGAUUUUCAAUGGGUAUCUCUGGUACUGAAGUUGCAAGAGAAGCUUCUGAUAUUAUUUUGAUGACAGAUGAUUUUGGUGCUAUUGUUGAUGCCAUUAAAUGGGGGAGAUGUGUCUCUAUCUCUAUUAAAAAGUUUAUUCAGUUUCAAUUGAUUGUUAAUAUUACAGCCGUUAUAUUGACUUUUGUUUCUGCUGUGGCAUCUGAAGAUGAAACCUCUGUUUUGACCGCAGUUCAAUUACUUUGGGUGAAUCUAAUCAUGGAUACUUUAGCAGCUUUGGCUCUUGCUACUGAUAAACCGGAUCCAAAUAUUAUGGAUAGGAAGCCAAAAGGCCGUUCUUCUCCGUUAAUUUAUCCUUCAACAUGGAAAAUGAUAUUAAGCCAAUCAUUUCUACAACUUAUAAUCACAUUUACUCUCCAUUUCCAUGGUAAAGAAAUAUUCUUCAAGGGUAAAGAAAGUAUAACGGGUCAUGAACAACAGCAAUUGAACGCUAUGACAUUCAAUACAUUUGUUUGGCUACAAUUCUUUACUUUAUUUGUUUCAAGAAAGUUAGAUGAAGGUGAUGGUAUUAAGAAUUGGAGGAAAAGGAUUUCGAAGGCUAAUUUGAAUUUCUUUCAAGAUUUAUUAAGGAAUUACUAUUUCUUGGUUAUAAUGGCAUUAAUUGGUGGUUGCCAAGUCUUAAUUAUGUUCUUCGGUGGAGCACCAUUUUCUAUUGCGCAUCAAACUAAAGAAAUGUGGGCAACUGCAAUAUUAUGUGGUACUUUAUCCAUACCCAUCGGUUUGAUUGUUAGAAUCUGUCCGGAUGAAUUAGCAAAGAAAUUCUUCCCUACGAAACUAUUUAGUAAAUGCAAAUAUAUCUUCGGACUUGAAUUUUUGAGAGAGAGGACUAAAAGUAGCGAUGAAGAAGCCUUGUUGGACAGAGAUGGGAGCCCAAAUUCUAGUGGGUCAAGCGCUUUCUUUUAA